Molecule: messenger RNA, 1050 nt
Organism: Entrophospora sp. SA101
Lineage: Eukaryota; Fungi; Glomeromycota; Glomeromycetes; Entrophosporales; Entrophosporaceae
Source: the annotation of a GenBank genome assembly
AUGAACAAUUCUCCAGCAGCGCUAAAGAUCAGUGCCUUUUUUGACGCUUCUGCAAUUGCAGCAAAUCAUGGAACAAAAAAAUUACACUCGUCAUCAGUGGCCACUGCUUCUGCAACACACAGAGCACAAAAUGAAGCAAACAAUGGGGUAAUUGGGAGGUCAUGGACUCCAGGUUCCUCGCGAGUUGUUUUUAGGUCAAGAUCUACUGCCUUUAACACAAUUACCUGCGAAAAUAUUUAUUGUCAAGCCAAGACAAAAAAGCCUCAUACAACUCUGGAAGAAAGAGUCCAAAUUCUUCUUUCUCUUCAAAAUGGACAUACUACAAGGCAAAUAGCAAAGUCAACAAAUAUUAGCCCCUCAACAGUUUCUCGUAUUAAUAAAAGAUGGUGUGAACAACACUCCCUCAAAGUUGCACCAAAACCAGGUCGACCAUCUACUAUAAAUGAAACAAUAAAAAAUAAAAUUGUCAAUCUCAUCACUUCGCGAAGGUGCUCAUCUGCUCCAGAGGCCCAAAAAUGUAUAGAAGAAAAAGAAAAUAUUAGGAUUUCAUCACCUACUAUUCGUCAUAUACUUCAUGCAAAUGGUUUACGUCAGUUAGAAUUUGCAAAAGAACAUGAACAUUGGACUAUCGAAGACUGGUCAAAGAUUAUAUGGUCUGAUGAGCCUAAGUUUAAGGUUUUUGGAUCAGAUGGAAAGCAAUAUUAUUGGAAAUGUCCAGAGGAACCAUUAAACCAUUUCCACGUUAAACCUACAGUGAAAUUUGGGGAUGGGUCAGUGAUGAUAUGGGGCUGUUUUACAUCUCGGGGUGUUGGUGGCUUUUGUAGGAUUGAUGGCAUGAUGGAUGCUAAAUUGUAUCAACAGAUACUUCAUGAAGAUCUUAUGAAUACUAUCAAAUAUCAUGGAUUUAAUGUCAAAGAGGAGAAUUUAUGGAAUAAGAUACAACAGGUUUGGUUUGAAAUUGAUGUUGAAACUUGCACCAACCUAAUCCAUUCUAUGCCAGAACGAAUCCAUGAUGUUAUCAAGGCGCAAGGUGGUUAUACAAGGUGGUAG